CUGUUUUCUUUCAAUUAGUCCUUUGGCAAUGUUUGUGUAUUGUGUUUGUUCCUUGUGUCAAAAUAUCAAUGCUUGGCAUACUAUUUGAUACCAUCAGUGCGCGAAGUUUGUUUAACAUCCUUCCUUUGCCAGAUGGAUGUAGGUUGAUCUUCAGCUUUCUUGAUGAUGAGGCUAUGAGAAUGUGAUAACCUGCUGUAUAAAGCAGGAUGAGUGAUUGUAGGCAACCAUAUGAAGCACCCGAGGAGGAGAGGGCGGCGAUAGUUGCAAAAUAUGAACUAGGUCGCAAUGAUAAUUUUCAUAUAUAUCCUUGGGAAGAUCCUGGAUUUGAAGUUUAUCAUGUUACUGACAGAUAUGGAUUUUUGCAUGAUCAUCGUCUCCCCGAGAAGCUUACAGCUCAUGAAACGAAGGUACGUGAGCUGGAAAGUGAAAGACUGAACAAGUGGCUUAAAAUGUUGAAGAACUGGGACAAAUACUGUGGUGGAGAAAAACUGAGGAGGCGUAUAUAUAAAGGUAUUCCCAAUGCUAUACGUGGUGAGGUGUGGUGUAGAGUAUUGGAAGUUACGCAGAUUAAACAAGAACAAGAAGGAAAGUACAGGGAAAUGCGGGAAAAAGCAAAAUUAUUUUCUCCUGAUAUUAGGCAGAUAGAUUUAGAUGUAAACCGUACAUAUCGGAAUCAUAUAAUGUUCCGAGAAAGAUACAGUGUUAAGCAGCAAGCCCUUUUCAAUGUGCUAGCAGCAUAUUCAGUUUAUAAUAUGGAAAUUGGAUAUUGUCAGGGGAUGAGUCAAAUUGCUGCACUUUUGUUAAUGUAUAUGAAUGAAGAGGAAUCCUUUUGGGCAUUAUCUCGUCUAAUGAGUGAUGAGAAACAUGCUAUGCAUGGCUUCUUCAUACCUGGUUUUCCAAAACUUCAGCGGUUUCAAGAACAUCAUGACAAAAUCCUCACCCGUUUAUUGCCCAAGUUAAAAAAGCAUUUAGAUAAGUAUGAAAUACACACUAGCCUUUACACUCUGAAAUGGUUUUUCCAGUGCUUUUUAGACAGGGUACCAUUUACGUUGACUCUACGUCUUUGGGAUAUAUACAUGUAUGAAGGAGAAGUUGUACUGACUGCAAUGUCAUAUACUCUUUUAAAACUUCAUCGAAAAACACUGUUAAAAAUGAACAUGGAAGAAUUAGUUGAAUUUCUUCAGGUGAAGCUUGAACAAGAUUUUGGGUAUCAUGAUGAUGCAGCUGUUGAUGCCUUGCAGGCCUCUAUGGAGGAAUUACAUAAACAUAAACUAGAUCAUCCUGGCAGAGCACCCGCUCAUGAACUUCCUCAGAAGCCAUUUGGUUUAAUUGAAUCUUUCAUGCUUAAAGAAGAUAAGGUUGACAUAGAAACCAAAUGUCAGCCAAUGGAGACAAAACAAAAUGGAAUCAACAACCAUAUUCUUCCGAAGCAAGAUAUUCCUGUAUAUGAAAUAAACGACUCGGAGAUGACCAAUGGGGCACAUUCACCAGUUUGGAAGAGAAGAGAGGAAGUUGAGUCAGAUGGUUUUGAUCAGACAGAAAAUAUAAAUAAUUUACGUUUUGGAAAGGGUUCAGAUAAUACUGAAAAUGACAAUGAGAGCUCAAUUGUUGAUCCACUUAGUUCUAGAAAUUCUUUAGCUGAGACAUCUCAAACUUCUGUUGCAGAUUUAUCUGCACUUUCUGGAUUUUCAAGCCCGAGUACAACAUUAACUAGGCACAAAGAAUGCCAUGAUGAUAGUAUCUCUCCUCAAAGCCCAGCAGCUCGCCCAGCUGAACUGAGACGCACUCUGUCCAUGUAUGAUAAUGUUGAUUCAAAGAUUUCAACAAAUGUUGUCACUAGACAAUCGCCACCUGCCUCAAGAACACAUUCACCUGAUGCUGUUAGAGUUUUUGUGCCAUAUGAAUAUUCACCUACUUCAAAAGCCCCUUCAUCAUCUACAUUGUUACAAGAUCGCUCACCCACUCACUGCCCCUCUAUAACUCCACCAAAUGAUGACAUUACUCCUACUAAUCAGGAUCCUAAUAAAAUUACUAUUCAAGUAAACUUAGAUUAUAAUUCAAAGGGAAUGCCAAAUGGAAGUGUUGAAUAUUAAAAUUUUGUAUAGUAAGUGCGAGAACUAGUUUUUUUACUGUCCAAAAGAGUUUAUAUAAUAAAUACCUUCCAACACACAUGAUAAUCGCUUAUAGGAAAAUUGUGUGCUUUAGUACCUGCUCUUAAUGGGAACUUGCAGCCCAAAAUAUCAAAUUUUUAAAAUCAGAAAUAAAAUUUGUAGAAACAUUUUCAUGGACUCAAACCUGAGGUCGCCUUAACAAUUUUAAGACCGUGUAGUUUCUUGUUUAAUACUGAGAGAUGCCAUUUGAUAAAAAUAAGAGCAUAUGUAUAAAUAUGUAUAUUAAGCGAUGAUAAAAUACUUGUCGCACAAGAUAAUGUUCUUGGUUUAUUUAUACAUAUUUUAAUUUGUUGGCAUUUCUUUUCUGUAAUAAUUUAUAUUUUAUCAUAUUUACUCUGUUAUUUAUAUGAGAAAAAUCAUUUCAUUCCAUGUAAUUUCAUUACAUAAAUUUUUAUUAAUAUUUUUUAAUUCAGUACACUGCCACAUUUACCAAUCCAUUUACUUACUGAUAUGAUUAUUGAUUAUGUGUGUGCUGAAAGUUUUUUAUAAAAACUUUUGGGCUGCCUGCUGAUACACAAGGCAAUAUAUGGGUACUUAAAAUGUCUAAAUGUUAGAAUGCUUAAAUAUAGAAUUAUUAAAUAACAGAUGAGAUUGUUAUAGUUUAUAGUUCUGUUUAGGCAUUUUUUUUACAGUAGGAAAGGAAAAAUGAUGAAUUGUCAUUUUGGCUCAAGAAAUCAAAUUUAUUCAACCUGUAACUUGUAUUAUUUUAGUAUUUAAUAUGUAAAUACUCUUGGUGUUUUGUAUAAAAAUGUGUUGUAAUUAAUUAUAUAAUUAUUUUAUAAGUGUAUAUUAUUACUUAAUGCAUUUUGCAAUAUGAUCGUUAUGAAUCAUCAGCUCAGCAUAACAGAUAAUGUUUUCUUGAUUUUUAAUAUUGACAUGGCUUUGAAUAUGCAUUGUGUUAAGGACUGAAAUUUUUAUUAUUGCUGAAUAAAAUCAAUCUCGAUUGUAUUUUAAAGUAAUUUAAAGUAAAAAAUGUAUUUCUUACAAAUUGGUCCAAAAAAUUAGCCAACUUAAUAUCUAUUAAUAUCUAUUAAAUUUUGUUACAUGUUUUAAAGAAAAUGUAAUACUUAUCUCUGGCUCUCUCUUCUUUAAAAUGUUAAGAAUGAAUUUGAAUGAAGAGUAAAAAUUUAAACAAUAAACAUGAAAUUUAUGUGAAGAGAUGCAAACAAGUUUAAUUUAAAUUACCAAUGAAAAAAUUAUGAAAAUACAAGAAUUAUUAAUCAUGGUACUUCAGAUUUUUUAAAUAAUCCCUAAUCUUGGUAUUUUUGAAUUUUAAGCAACAUUUAUCUGCUUUAUAUGUAUCACUUGUCAAUUAAAAAGAAUCAGUAUUUAUUAUUUUAAAAUUACUGUAUGUUCCUCGUACAUACCGUACCGUAUUACACACACUUUUAAUUUAAAAAAAAAAAAGAUCGAAGUUUCCAGGUGCACAUUAUAUACUGGAUUUAAAAGUGAUAGAUAUAAAAAAAAGGAAAAGAUGAGUGCUCAAAAGUUAGAUUUCUGCAUUAACGCAAAUUCUCUUCAUGUAAAAAAAAAAUGACAUACCAUAUAAAUUUUAAAAUUUUCAUUAUCAGGUAAUGCUUGUCAUAUUAGUUUUCUGCUAAAUCCUCAGGCGCAUUGUUGAAUUCUGUUUCAUCUUCAUCAUUGCUGCUACUCUGAUCCACCUUCCAUUCCAUCUCGCUUGUUAGAUACACAUUUUUUGUCUUUUGAAUUAUGCCAGGUUUGAUUUCAUUCCAAGCUUUUUUUAUUCACUCGCACACUAUUUCUAGACUGGCAUGACACAUUUGGCCUUUUUUUAUUAGUGUUUCUUUUUUCACCUUCUAACAAUUCACUAUUAUUUUAAAUUUUCUUUGAAUGGUUUACUGAUACAUGCAUCUAAAGGCAAGACCAAUGAUAUUAAUUGCCCUGGAAUAACUGCCAUGUCUGUACUACAUUCGUUCAGCAAUUUCCUCAUAUGAUUCAUAGAUGGGAUCUGAACAUGUCUCAAACUAAAAGAUUUUCCGAGUUCUUUAAAGCAACAGGACGUUUCAGCGAAACAUUCCGUAUCUUUAAUUUCAUGCCAUUUUCAUUCACCCCUCCUUUUCCAUAAACAUGAUUGAAAACUCAGUUUAGAAAAUUACAUUUCAGCAUCAUCUUUAAAAAUAAUAAAAAUUAAAAAUAAUAAUGAUAAAAAUAAUAAUUUUUAAAAAUAACCAUAAGGUUUAAUUUUGUUCCACCUGGCUAAGCAGGAAAGCACCUAUGAUAAGGUGAGAUUUUUCUUGCUUCCUCAUCCAUUGCUUUAUUUCCUGUCAUAUCAAACAUUGCUUGAGUUUCAUCCAUACUUCCAAUAUAUGAGAGUAAUUUUUUUUUUCCCCUUCAUUGUUAAAAACAUACUUCUGGAAAUUUAUCUGUUUGUUGUUCAAAUUUUUAAGAAGCCUUUGCAAAACUUUUGUUUUUUCUCAUAGAACUAAAUUAUUCCGUGCCAUAAAUAGAUUAACUCAAAAUGUUAGUUUUAAGUUCUGUAAUAAAAUUGUACAAUGUAACAAAUCUAAAUUUGAGCAGAAAAGAUGAAAUGUCAUUUUCUGUAAACCAGAUGUAUUUACGUUAAAAUAACAUGUCAAAUUAUAAUUAUUGGAGAAUUCAAACAACACGUUAUAUUUCUAAAUUUUGCUUCGAUUGUUUUGUAGUUAAACCAUCAAAACUAGUUAUGCAAAAUUUACAAAUACCAUGCUGAUUCUUGUUCGUCUUUUCCAAUAAUAACAUGUAUUUUAAUCAUAUUUUAAAUUACAGAUGUCUUGCUGCAUGGGUCAUUGAUAGGCAUUCAGUUACUUUUGAGAAGAAUUAAUUGUUAGAGACUAACAUUUCUCAAAAUUUUAUGUUUGUUUUCCUAUUUGUCAUGCUAAGAGGUGUGAAAAAGAAUUUAGUAGAAAAAUUGGAUGUAUUAAAGCAAUAAAUUUAUUGUAGUGUGUUAUUUAUUAACAUAAAACUGAAAACUAUAUUUCCAACUUGUAUGGUGGUAUUUAUGGAACCAUUACAAUAACGGUAAGAUACCUUUAGUUAUCCUUGUAAAAUAGUUUUUCUUAAGUAUAUAAAGUAAUCUUUAUGAAGUGAUGUUUAGUGAAUCAAUAUAUUGAUAUUUUGAAAGGUUUUUAAAGUUAAAAAUAUUGAAUUUGGUGGCGUUAAUAUAAUAUAGGGUUUUAAAUUGUUUUUAUUUGCUAAUAACCCCGAAAAUGAUAUUAAUUUAUUUUUCUUCCCCCCCCUUCUCUCUCUCUUUUUAAAACAAAGAAGAAAAGUAGUAGUACUGUUUACUAAUAAUCCAAACUGCCACAGGAACUUAAAUAAUGUGUAAGCCUAAAAUUUAUUCAGUAACUGUUAGAUUAAUUAUUGUAUUCAAAUAAAUAACUUACACACAUCUGCCUCCUGUAAUAAAUUUAGAAAAGUUUUAAAGAAAUCUCAGUUACUAAUGUCACUGAUAGUUCAUUAAACUGAGCUUGUAUAAUUAAUUAUAUGAAUAUAAAUCCAUAGAAGUUAAUACUAAAUUUGAUGGAAAAUUGUAGUUAAGAAACAAGUUUGUUCAGUCUGUGAUAUUUAGAUAAAGUGUAAUUUUUGAAAUAAAAGAAGAUAGAUAUAUAGUUGCAUGUUCUUGUUAUACAAGUUAUGAAUGAAAAUAUCCUAACCUUUGUUAUUGGUCGUGUAAGAUUAACUUGUGUAUUUAUUAGUUAUUAUAAUGGAAUACAAAUGCAUGAUUUCUGCAUAGCUAACAUGUGAGGCUAACAGAUGUAAGAAAUAUAAAUCUGCGAAGGAUAACCUUUUAAAUAGGAUGAGUAUGUGUAAUGGUUUAGGGCUGUCAGGCUUACAUUUGAUUACUGCACAUAUUGCAGAAACUGAUAUUUAACAGAUCAUUAUGGGCUUGUGGCUAUGAAUAAAAUCCUUUCCAUAAAGCUGAAUAAAUUUGUAUGCAUUUUAAUAUUUUUAAUUUUCUGCAUCUGGCUUAGACUCUUAACUUCCUAUGUGUGAAAUUUACUGAAACCUAGGCUAUUUUCAAAUUAAUUUUUCUAUAUUAUUGUAUAUUUUUAUUUAAAUUGUAUUACUCUUUUAUGUUAUACUAUAUAAAUUGAUGUCUAACUUAAUUUCCAUGUAGUUACAGUCUAAAUAAAACUUCAUGUGUUUGCAAUGUAUUAUGACAAAAUGCAUAGUCUGUAGAGUUCUGUGCUUAACCCCUUGAUAUACAAAUAAAAUAUGUAUCCAAAGAAUACCAGUUAAUUUGGACACUCACGUGCAAACUUAGAAUCAGAAAGUUUUAUUUUCAAAUUUACGUUGCUAUAUAACAAUAAUAAUAUACUGUGUGGCAUUCACCAAAGACAGUUCUUGAUGUCUAGACCUCAAGUCUACUGUGGCACAUGAAAUCAAUGACAUCUCCCGAAUGUCAUUGUAUGUCAAGGGGUUAAAGAGUAUUAAAGAAUCCUAUGUUUUUGUUAGUCUGGUGCACACUAAAUUUGCAAUUCAAGGACCACAUUAAAGCAUCUAAAAUUAUUAUGAUAAUAAUUCAUAUUAGCAAUUUGCAUUCUGUAUUGAUAGUUCAUGUAUGAUUUUGAUCAGCCCUGUGGAACAAGCCGAAAAAUCUUACAUAUAUCUGUAUGUGCAAUUGUGAGUGUGUGUAUGUACAUACCUAUAUGUGUGAGUGUGCUAUUAUUUUUAUAAACUAAUUCUCCAUAAAUUUAAGUAUAUGAUGUAUAUGAUGUAAAUUUUGUGUUAUUUAAUAUUACUAAUGUUCCAUUCUUUAUGUUAUUUAAUGUAAAAGUAUGUUAAGGAGUGCAUACAUUUUUUGACCAAUUGUAGUUAGACACAUGAAUCAGCUCUGCCUUUUAUGUGAUGCUUACAGUUUGUAUUAUAAAUCAAAGUAGAUUGGAAACAUUUUCAAUUUCAUUUUAUGAUCUAGUUUCUGUCUUCUGUUGUAAAACAGUUUCUUCAAAUAUUAAUCAGUAUUUUGACAAUGAUGUUAUAACUUAAGACUUUGCUGCAAUGCUUCCUUUUAUGCAGCAAAGAAAAGUAGACAAAAUGGGAGAAAUGUCACCUUUACUUGUAAAAUUUAUUUUGAAUGCCAUGUUUAAUUCAUAAUUAUAGACAUAAAUAACUCAAUAGUGUAACUUAAGAAAUCUUGCUUUAUGUUUCAGUGAUAAUUUCAGCCAUGUUAUGCAUUUAUUAUAAUGAUUGGGUGGAUUUAUUAUAAUAAAGUGGGUUUAUUAUAAUGAUAUAUAUGAUUUAUGACUAUGCUGAUCAUUGUAAUUUUUUUAAGCAAAGAGCUUAGGUACUGCUAGCCAAAAUGCUAAAUUUCAUUAAUUUUUUUUCAAAAGUUAUUUAUGUAAUAUUUAUUAUAUGUGUGAGGAAUGCUUCAAAAAUUUAGCUUCUUGUGAAGUUUGAUUAGCCAGAGGUUAGGGCACAUUUUUUGAGGGGGGAGGGCAUUAAUUUAUAUUUCAACUAGACCGUUUUUUUAAUCCAAACCAGUAUUGAAAAUGGGCUAUCAAAUUUGGCAAAUUUGAAAAUGAGUUAUUGAACUUAAUAGCCAUGAAGACAAUUUUUCCAGUGUUAAUAUGCAACACUUUAUCUUGAUGUUCUGCUUUUUAUGCAGUGCAUAUUUUUCUUUAACAUACAAAACUUUUUCAUGAUCAAAUAAAAAUUAUGAUUGUUUUGUAAUUUUCAUGCUAUGUUAGGGCAACUGAGAAUUCUUCCCACCCUCUCUAUUAUAAUUCACAGAUCUAAUUAUCCAGCACUUUGUUUCUCAAACUUUUUAAUCUUAUAAUCCACAUGCAUAAAAUUGUAAUUUAUUGUGACCCACAUGCAUAUAGUUGUGAUUUAUUGGGAUUCCUAACAUAAAGUUGCCCUGAGAAAGAAGAUUCCUUGGAGGGGGAAAAAAAAAUAACAGUGAAGUAAUAAUGAAUAAACAUAUAAUUAUUAAUACUUAAUUGGUACUUAUGGAUGUUCCUAAUUACAAUUAAAUUUGUGGAAAUAAUUAUCGAAUGAGCAAAAUGUUUGCAAUCCACCAAAAAUUGUCUCCUGACCCACAAUUUUGAGAAUUGAUUUUUAAGGCAUUUUAUGGCAUUUAUUGUGUGACUAGAAUUCCGUGACCGUACAUGUCUUAUGAAAUAAGUCUGUCCUCCAGGCCACAUCCAAAUUAUUACAUUAAUAAAUGUAGAUUAUAUAUGUGUUUACAUAUGUGCAUGUGUAUGCAUGUGCACACAAACAUUCACAGGGUGUUUGAAAAAUUUCAUAGUUAUAUUAACAGUCAUAUUAAGGCCCAUGAUUUGUCUAAAAAAUUGAUCCAAAUAAUCUAUGUUAAAACUAUGACAAAUUUGGUUGUGGGACACAUUUUAGCAAAAAUAUGUAAAAUAAGUCUUUAAGAAAACAUUUAGAUGUAAUAUUUAAAAUUGGCUUUGGGAAAAUAAUUAAACAAUUAUAUGGUUUAAAGAAAAACUCCCAAAAUAAAACAUCAGUUUAUAGAAGUUGUAUAAAAAUUUUAAUUUCAAUAGUUAAAAAAUUUUGAGAGUAUAUCUACAAAUGGGAUACUUUAAAGUACUGAAGCCAGUACUUAUCAAUUUAAUUAAUAAAAAAAUUUUAAAGUACUGAAGCCAGUACUUUAAAAUUUUUUUAAUGUAAAAGAACUUUUAAAAAUCUGCAUCAUAUAACUUUAGCAUGUAUAAAUAUCUGUUAUUAAAAAAAAUUUUUUUUUUGCUUCCCAAGGUUUUGUUUAAUGAAAUAUGGGUAAUUUUGAUUUUUUUGACUAAUCUUGUAAUGGGAAACACCCUUUUUCACUGACCUUUUCUUUUUGUGUAUGUGUAUUGUGUAAUAGGCCUGUAUAAGAAAUGCCAUUUUCAAGUGUUUCUACUAAAAGGUGUCUUGAUCAAAAUCAUCAGUGUAAAAGUCUGCCUUACUUGAUUCAUUUGUUAAAAUGGGACCAAGGGUUUCCAUCCAGUGGUUCAAGAGACACAGUAAAAUGUCUCAUGACACUGUGACUACCUUUUAAAAAAGCUUGCUCAUUAAAGUGACUAGUAUUUCUGUGAAUGUAAUUAAAAUAUAGUAUUAAAAGAUCAAUAAGGGUUUUAUUCACUAAGGCAAUUAUUUCCAUUUUCCACAUGUGAAAAUGUAUUUUUAGUUCUCAACAUAAUAUUUAUAAUUAUCUAUGCACAUGUUCCAUCAUAUUGUCAGUGCUCCAAUAUCCAGGUGUAUAAAUUUCUUUGGAUUGCUAUGUCAGUUACAUCUUGAACAUUGUUAUAAUCUAAAAAGCAUUUGCCUUCAAGAUGUUUUCUAGUGCACGAAACAGGUACUACUACUGUUAUUGUUAUAGUGUAUAUAAUACAUUUCCCGAAUGAGUUUCUCCACCUUCUGCACUGUUGCCUCUGUCUCAAUGUAAACAGGAUGCUUACUCUGUUUUUCAUUGCAAACUUUAGAUCAGCAUUGAGAAAAUUUCUCAGCUUACUUGUGCAUGGUUUUAUGCAACAUACAUUUCUUGCCAGCAACAGGAAACAAUGUCAUUUAUAUGAAGGGCAUUUAUAUGAAGUCCUUGCCUCUGCCCCCAAAAAGGAUAACAUCAUACUGUUCCUGUGUUUUACAAUUAUUGAGUUCUAUUGGUAUUUUCAAUCUGAACUAUGUAUGUGUAUCUGGUACCUAGUUGUUAAUGAAAUGAAUAUUAUGAACCAAGCUAGUUCUGCCAUACAUGUAUACACUAACAUACAUAUAAAGCACUCAUUGCUAUUUUCAAAUGUAUCAUGGCAGUUUGCGACUUAUUUAAUGGCUUUCGCUCAUAAAAAAAUGCCUCAAGUGUUUAAUAUAAUAAAAUUAAAAGGAAAUGUGAUCAAUUUAUUGUUAAGCUUAUUAAAAAAAUUAGUAAGUAAUGAGUUCUAAGUUUAAAAGAAUCCUUGUUGGAUUCUAAACUAUGUAAUUAUGCUCUAAUGAAGGGUUGAAAAGUUAAGAAGGAUAAGAAUUCUUAGUUUGAUCCUUGGUCAAAACUGUGUUGUUUAACUUCACAAAAUAUGGAAUUUCUGUCAUUUUUAAGUCUUUAAAUAAUGUGUAAAAUAGACAAUCUUUAGAUAAAAUGACAGUAAUGUAUAUUUUCAAAUAAAAUUCCAAAACAGUUUUAAUAUCAGAAAACUGCUUCCAAUUCUAGAAAAUUACUAUUUUUUAUAACUCUGAAUAUCUUUUUUUAAAUAUUUCUGUGUUUAGGGAGCUUACGAAAUGCUGCGAUUUUUAAGAAGACUAAUCAGGGAAUUCUAUCACAAAAAGGAAUCUCUGGAAAUCAUAGUAGAAAAACUAAAAGUGAAAAUUUGCAAAUUGUGAGGAGGAGGUAGAAUAAAACCUCGAAUUUCAUACUUUUCCAGAAAUUGUAUCUUCCAAUUAUAGCAAUAGUCAAGAAACAUGAUGGCAUUCAACUCUUAUUAAUGAUAAAUGUGUGUGUAUAUAUAUAUAUAAUGUGUGGUUACAUGAUUGUAUUUUUGAAGAUUUUUAUUACUUUCAGUUGAAUGGUUCAUCAUAAAAACUAGUUCCUAGAAUAAUUAUUUCUGUGUUAAAAACAAAGUUAAUCAUGAACCAUAUUAUAGACUAUCAUUACACCAGCAAAAUGCUAUUCCUUUCUCUUCCCUCUAACUGUGAUUUGAAUUUAUUUCUUUCAUUAUCACCUGUAUUACUGAAAAUGCAAUAGUUGUGUCCUUUUCUGGAAAUAAUUUUUUUUUUGGGGGGGGACCAAAAUGAUGCCAUUCAAAUUACUAGUUGUUAAACUUAUAUGAUUUGCACCAGUUUUUUCUUUUACAAUGUAAGGGUAUCAGAGGGAGUGGUAUUCUUCUUUGGAGCUUUCACAUAAAAUGUGAACUGUAACUUGCAUUUUGGAUACUUUGAAGUGCUGUAUUUUUCAUUUUGCUUCUCUGGUGCAUGUUAUUUUCACUCCAAAAAUUUUAAGGACUUUAGAACUUUAAACAGCAUUCACACUUGAUACUCAAUGAUUCUAGCAGAGCUAACCAGUGCAUGGAACAUGGAUCUAUCUAACCUUGGUCAUUCACACUUACUGGAAACGUCUGCUAGCAACAGCCAAUAAGCGAGCAGGAAAGCACAUGCGCUUUCAUUUAUUUACAUUUAGUAGCUGAUGAUGUUUCACCAUGGGAAGCAGCAUGCUACUGCUGCUGAUUUCAAAUAUUCUCUUUCGUGUUUGGUCGGUUCCAUGUGCCGACUUGCUCCGUUUUGCAUUAAAUUCAGGUGUUUCAAUUGAGUCUGUUGUGACAAAAAACUUUUUUUUUUUUCUAGCUCAUCGGCUGUGUCGGUUGCGUCAGAUGUGUCCCUUAGCUCUGAUACGUCUCAGUGUGAACGUCUUUUCAGAGUUGAUAACGUUGAUUCCGUUGAUUUAAUUUUCAGAGUAAUACUAAAUGAAUUUCUUCAACAAAAGUUCAUUUUGAUGAUGUUAAAUUCAUAAAAGUAUACUUCUAAAUAUAUGUUUGGUGUAUUAAUAUUUAAACAUAAUUUGACUGUUUUCAUCUUCAAAGUGCUUUUCUGCUGCCCUUCAUAGAGAAUUGCAAAAUCAAUUCAACUAUAGUAUGCAUCUUAAUCUAUGACGAAUACAGGUGUAUUUUAAGCACAUAUAACAAAAUGUUGAUACAGUGUGUUGACAGCCAUUUGUAUUUGUAAAAAAUUAAUUUCUUUAAAGGAUUAUGCAUCUUGUUGGUGAGUUGGGGCUGCCUAAAUUUUUACAUUUUAUGUUUACUUUUAUAUAAAUGCUAUAUAAACUUGUAAACUGUAUAGACAUUUUAAUGCUAAUACUUUGUGUGUUUCCAAGGAUUCUGUCUUCCUUGUAGCGUUAUUUGGAGCAAGAGAAGUUUAGGUAGUAUUUCAUAUAAGAAUUGUUAAUUUGCUGUACUUUCAUGUAAAAAUAGCAGUUUAUAAUGUUAAAAUAUUUUAUUAUUUCAAAGUACGUGAUAGGAGUUGAGAAUUUAAAUUUUACUUAUAUUUAUUACAGAUUUAAAGAGAUUAAAAAAUAGUGAUUAGUCAAAAAUAGUCUCGUAUCAUAAGGUAUUCCAUAAAGUUAUGAUACGAAACAAGUUCUUGGGGAGGGGGGAACUAACUUUUUUUGUAGAAUCAGGUUGAUAUGGAUCUGUGUGUCUGGUAUACUUAAAUGGGUAUAUUUUACUCUUCAUUGUUUUAAAUUUGAAUGAGACUUAUGGGUAUAUGAAUUGAUUUUUAUUUGACAGCACUAAUCAUUUCUGACCAUGGUUACAUCUCAUAUUCAAAUUUGUGUUCAUUAUGAUAAACCCUUACAUGUUUAGAGAAUGUUUUUAUAUGUUCAUUAAUUCUUUCUUCAUACAUAUUCCAGAAUUUCAUAUAAGAAAUACUAGUGCCCUACCUUAAGGAUAUUUUAAUAUUUUUAAUAAUACGUUAAAAUUUUAUAUAUUUUUUCAUGUUAAAGAAGAAAAUAUUGUCAUUUAUUAUAACAUCAUGUUGUUGGUAUUCCUUUGAAUUUUAUGAAAGUAAAAAUAACACAUAACUAAACAGUUCAGAUAGCUGAAUAAUUAAUAUCACAUAAUUAAGCAACUGUUUUAAACACUUAUUUUUUAUUAUUGUAUUUUAAAGCAGUCUUCGUUAUUAUUGUUGACUGUAUUAUUGAUUUAUAGUUUAUUUCCAAACUCUAGUUUUUCUUGUAAAAUUUAAUUCUAAAUAGGUUUGUUUAUAUUAAUGAAUUUCAUGUAUUAUGUGCAUUUUAUAUUUAGUAUUAAUUAUAAUCAUGUUUCUUAUAUAUUUUAUUAUUAAUUGCUGAUAUCUGUCAUGUUACUUAAAGAAAUUUUCUUCAGAAAUUUAGAAUUAUUUGUUAUGAGUUUAUGCCUUGGAAAUAUUCCUGCGAAACAUGCUAAAUUUUGCUGUGUAGUUUUCGUAAGAGUUUCAUUUUAGUAUUUUAAUGGUAAUUUAUAUAAAAAAAAAUUGAAUUGUAUGUUUGGACUUGGAGUGAAAUGAGGAAGUCUCUUCCGUAACUUAUUACAUGUUUGCAAAUUUGGUAUUUUAUUCCAUAAAAUAACAAACAUUGUUUAAAAGCUUAAGAAUCUUUUUCAUAAGCUGUAGAUUUAAAAAUAAAUAGUUAAGCAAGGUAUAAUGUAAUAAAUGCUAUUGUAAAAUGAGACUUACCCAGAAUGUUAAGAAUAGGAUUUAUCUCUUUUUAAAUGUAGUACUAAAUUUGUUCAUGAAAUGCUUUUUAAAAAAGUUGCAUUAAGAAUAUCAUAUUCAUCAUAUUUUCCCUUCAUAUUUUCUCCAAAGUGUGUUGUCGCAGAUGCGCCCAAAUUUUUGCGAAGAAGUUUGCUCUCGCCGAUGUGGAAGCUUAUCCCUUGGACUUCCGUUCUACUGAUUAUGACCCAAGAGCACUCGAUGCUGCAAACUUUGUUUGCAGUGAAUGUGUCGAUGACAUAAUGUUGCGCUUCCAUCGUUCUAUACCAAGUGCCGAGUUGCUGUUCGACAACCUGAUGAAAUUUAAAUAGCCAACACAUUAUUAAGCAAUAUGAUUAGAAUUUAAUUUAAUCAAUUGAUUUAAAAAUAUCAUUACAUAUGUAUAUAAAUUUUACAUAUAUAUGUAAUUUCUAAUGGUAGAUAUCAUAAAACUAACAAUGUAAGUAAAAUGGGAUGCUUAACUUCAAAAACACAGAAAUUGGGAAGUUUGAUUCGAUUGACAAAAAAUAGAAAAACGAACAGCAGUCAUUUUUAUCUCUUAGCACUUACAGAUUAUAAUGAUUUUUUUCAAAAAUAAAUCACAAAAUUAAAAUAAAAUCUUUGCAAAAUACAGAUAUGAGAUUUGAAAAUGUAAAUCUGCAUUCAAAAUGAUGCAGUUUUUGACACUUAUUUUGUACUCAUAGUGAUACUUAAGAGUGUUAGUGGAGAAUGACAUAAAAUAAUAUCUAAUUUUUUUUAAUGUUUUUUUACUUAUCUA
Stegodyphus dumicola is the source of this 14091-nucleotide messenger RNA. Its product is annotated as USP6 N-terminal-like protein. NCBI's taxonomy places the organism in Eukaryota, Metazoa, Arthropoda, Arachnida, Araneae, Eresidae. Gene Ontology annotation, molecular function: small GTPase binding; GTPase activator activity. Gene Ontology annotation, biological process: regulation of GTPase activity. The record is from RefSeq and is a predicted model, not a curated record.